GUGCCUGACCCGGGGACAAAACCUUGCAAGGCGCCGUUAUCACCAACAGGGCGCGCGUGGGUCGCCGCAAGAGUGAAGCUUACUCUGGACUGGUGGCAAGACUUGCAACAGCAGUAGCGGAGGAGAAAUCUCACGAUGGUGAACAUUAACCAGUUGGUGUGGACGCUGCUGGUCACUACCCUAACACUCAUCUCUUAUGUAGGCAUGUCAGUUGGCACAGAUGAGGGUAAUGAGAUGCGCCAGCAAGUGAGGAGUGGAAACAUACAAGGUGUGGCUGCUCUCUUAGAUGCUGGCACACCUGUAGAUGUAACUGAUGACAUCAAGAGAACUGGACUACACUGGGCAGCACGAGAUGGCCAUUUAAACAUUGCCAAGCUACUGUUGACCCACGAUGCUGACUUAACACUCACAGACAAAGAUGGCAGAAUACCACUCGACCUGGCGACUUGGCAAAAUUACCAGGACAUCAUAACACUGUAUGAAGAAAACUCAUUAAAAAAUAAUUACAUUGGAGGAUGUACCUUCAGUAGCCAAGUGUACAAGGACCAGGAGAAAUGGACCACACAUUGUCACCAACACUCCUGCAACUUUGGCAAUGUCAAUAGCACUAUUACGGACACAUGUUGUUCAGUGGGAGAAGACACAUACGAUAAUGGUGAGGAGUGGGAACAAGGAUGUCAUGGAUACCUCUGCCACUCUGGUUCUGCUGAAGCUCUUAAUGUAUUGUCUGUUUGUUGUGAGGUGAUGGGUGAUGUGUACCCGCCGGGAAACACCUGGAGUAAAGGCUGCCAUGACUACACUUGCAACUCUGGAUCUGUGACAACUUCUGUGGUGGACACAUGUUGUCAGGUGCUUGGGGAGGUGUACCCUGAUGGACACGGCUGGACUCAGGGGUGCCACAACUACACCUGUGUGUCUGGUUCACCAGAGACUUCUGCUGUGCUAGACAUAUGUUGUGAAGUAGCUGAUAAUGUAUACCCGGAUGGACACACGUGGUCACAGGGUUGUCAUAACUACACCUGCAUCUCUGGCACACCUGAGGCAGUUUCUGUGGUGGAAACCUGUUGUGAAGUGUUUGGUGAGGUUUAUCCUGACAGACUCAACUGGACUCUGGGCUGUAGCAACUACACUUGUAUAUCUGGUUCACUCAAAUUUCUUGCUACACUGGAAACAUGUUGUGAACAGUUUGGUGAGUUUUCCCCAGACGGUCACACAUGGAGCAAAGAUUGUAAAAACUAUACGUGUAACUCUGGCAUCCUGGUGACCAUCGGCGUUGUGGACACGUGUUGUCAAGUGGUGGAUGAGGUCUACCCUGAAGGAGAUUCAUGGGUACAGGAGUGCUACAACUACACCUGUAAUUAUGGCACACCAGAGAUUGUUGAGGUUAUAGACACAUGUUGUGAGGUGGGUGGGGAGGUCUACGAUGACUCACAGACUUGGACUCAAGGCUGCCACAACUACACUUGUAACUCUGGGUCACCGGAGACCCUCUCUGUACUGAAGACCUGUUGUGAGGUGGAGGGAGAGGUGUACCCUGAUGGCAGCGAAUGGACUCAAGGUUGCCACAACUACAGCUGCAGCUAUGGUUCACUGGAGACUCUCUCUACCCUGGAGACGUGUUGUCAAGUGGUGGAUGAGGUCUACCCUGAAGGAGAUUCAUGGGUACAGGAGUGCUACAACUACACCUGUAAUUAUGGCACACCAGAGAUUGUUGAGGUUAUAGACACAUGUUGUGAGGUGGGUGGGGAGGUCUACGAUGACUCACAGACUUGGACUCAAGGCUGCCACAACUACACUUGUAACUCUGGGUCACCGGAGACCCUCUCUGUACUGAAGACCUGACGACAGAAGCAGCUGUUUCACAACAGCUGGAAGCCGAGGAGGAGCAAACAACAACGGAAGAGGAGCAACCACAGUCAGUGCAGGAGGAGGCAGCCGCAGAGGCUCAGUGACUCACCACCCUACUCCUCUUACACCCUCCUCCGCUCCCACCACACACUCACUCUACCACCUCCGCCCAUCGGUGAGUACCAAUUUUAAUGCUUGAAUAGCUAGUUAGGCAGUAAGUGGUGAUGUGAUAAAAAAAAAUACAUAUAUAUGUAUACCGUAUAUAAAUUUGUUAUACCAUAUUGUAACCUGCCUCAAUCUACCUGCUGCUGAAGCCUUGAAUAGAUUCAGUGGAGGAAGUCCACAUUUAUAACCUGUGAUGUGCAACCAUUAAUAUGUAAACAGGAUAUAUAAAGGAGAAAACUAAAGAAUGGCAUGAAUUUCAGGAAGAUAUGUUUAAUUAAUAGUUUCCACUAUUUGUCAGUUUACUAGCCAUCCGAGUGGUUGGUCUAUUACUUUGUUAUGACCUUCAUUAUCCAGUGUUAGUACAGGAGGAAACUGGAGUAGUAUCUGGAGAAAACCUGCCAUGAUAGGUAGUGUUAGUUUAUCAUGCUAGUAUUAUGAGAAAAGAGGAUAAAAGGGUAGUAAUAAUUUUUUUGAUGUGGAGUGUUUAGUGUUUGAGCAGGAGUGAAACACUUUGUUCAGAUCUCAUCAAUUUUAAGAACCCUGCUCAUUUCACCUGGUGAUUGAAUACCCCAAUGCUAACCUAAUGUAAACUUGAACUAAUGCUAACUUAUCUUAACCCAACUCCCGUAUAGCAUUACGGUAUGUAAUCAUUAGAUGAAAUAAGGCGAGUGCCUUAAUCUCCAAGUGUUUGUUUGUUCAACAUAUAAAGAGAAGAAUCCUGUAGAAACUAAAUUUGGGUGAAAAAUCAACAGUUAUGGAAUUUAAAUGUCUGAUAAGAAAUGAUUGUAACUGUUUCAUGUGAAUUCUUAAAUGAUCAGGAGGAAAAGUUUAGAAUGUGUUUGAUAGAUGAGGUAAUAAAUGUUUGUACUAGAGAAUAUACGGUAUAGUUAAAGCUCCAGGAGUUUAUGAUAAUGGUGAAGAUGUAUAACAACAGCUAAGUAUGCUAAAGCUUAUUUUAUAAUAACCACACUUGGUCUACUAGUAUGAGAGUAGUUUUUGAACACGGAAUCUAUACACUAACAAUAAUCACUAUGUUCCCUGUCUCUUGAAUCACCCGGUGGCCGAGGGUUUUGAAGGUGCCUCAAGGGGAUAGUCUAUCCACCUCCAAUAUUCCUAGUGCUUGAAGUCAACUUUUACACCCCCAAGCCAUACAUAGGAAUGGAAUAUGAUUGACAGAUAGAUGGGCAGAUUGGACCAUUUUUCUCUCUUACUUUUUAAUAUUAAACAAACUGCUUC
Molecule: messenger RNA, 3249 nt
Organism: Homarus americanus (American lobster)
Lineage: Eukaryota; Metazoa; Arthropoda; Malacostraca; Decapoda; Nephropidae
Exons: 17
Coding region: 136-1842 (568 amino acids)
Cellular component (GO): cytoplasm; nucleus
Molecular function (GO): protein binding
Source: RefSeq, a predicted model, not a curated record